Messenger RNA from Rhodofomes roseus, 978 nucleotides. RefSeq lists its product as uncharacterized. The coding region runs from base 1 to 978 and encodes 325 amino acids. The transcript has 4 exons. The record is from RefSeq and is a predicted model, not a curated record. Lineage: Eukaryota; Fungi; Basidiomycota; Agaricomycetes; Polyporales; Fomitopsidaceae.
AUGAGCAAGCGUCCACGCGUCCCCGCCGCCUUACACGCCGAGAUAUCUGAGUAUUCUGCUCUCUUACGCGCUCUCAGGAACCAGGACACGCUCGACCUCACCAGCCAACUCAUCCGUGCCCACACGGCCUCUGCGGCGGCUACUGAAGACGACGUCGAGGAUGAAGACAUCAGCUUAGGUGAAGACGCAUCUGAACUACCUUUGUCGGAGGCCACGUCUCAGGUUACGGUUGCUGCCGACACUGCUAGCCUCGGUCAACUCUCGUCGCAGCUGAAGCGGAAGCAUCCCUCGGGCAAGCGCAAGCUGAAGGGGAAGCCGCGAGACACCUGGACGCGAUGGCCCCUCAUGGCUGGUGAUGUGCACGUUCCCGAAUGGACCCUCGCGGACGAGGUCAAGACACUCGCCGUGCAGCACAUCAAGCGAUCUCUCACUAGGCGUGACACGUCACCUUCGGAUGCUGAGCUGCUCGAGGACCUGGACGACGACUUUGCCAACACGCUUCUCCCGCCGGCGAGCGUCGGUGUGCUGGCUGAUGGGGCUGCAACGCACCUUGCGCGGAUCCUCGCUCGCAUCGCGGCCCACAAGCCGCCUGCCGCGGAAAGCAUGCAGAACCGCUUCGCUCCGUUUGGCUGGGAGAGGGUCAUGGCCGUGAUGUCUUCUAGUGGUCUCGUCGACGCGAAGUUCGUCUUCCCUAUCGUGUUGCGUGUCAUGCAGAAUGUGCAGCGUCGUAUGGAAGUGAUCUAUGGUUCCUCGAAGUCGCGCGCCGUGCACCGUGUUGAAUGUCGCACCGUGGCGAAGCUCGAGUUCCGGAAGGCUAUUGAACCUCAUGAACUGAGCUUCUUGAGACUGGCUUACAAACCUCCGCCGCCUCCGAAACGUAAACGAGGUCCGUACAAGAAGAGGAAAAUCAAGUCUGCCGAGACCAUCGAGUCAUCGGACGAGCUCGAAGAUGCUGCCGUGCCCUCGUCUGGCACCUAA